Molecule: messenger RNA, 668 nt
Organism: Schistocerca americana (American grasshopper)
Lineage: Eukaryota; Metazoa; Arthropoda; Insecta; Orthoptera; Acrididae
Product: larval cuticle protein F1-like
Exons: 2
Coding region: 23-532 (169 amino acids)
Source: RefSeq, a predicted model, not a curated record
CAGCUCCAACAACAGCUCCGCCAUGAAGGUCCUGCUGGUACUACUCGUCGCCGUCGUCGCUGUGGCCGUGGCUAGACCAGGCUACCUGGGCGCUGCGCACGGUGUAGUCCCUGCCGCCCACGCAGUGGUGGCCGCGCCCCACGCCGUCGUCACCGCCCACGGCGUCCACCCGGGCCUGGCCGCCUACGGCCCGGCGCACAUCGCCGUCGGCCCCGGCGGCUACGUGCAGGACACCCACGAGGUGGCCGCCACCAGGGCCGCCCACCUGACCGCCGUCGCCCAGACGCAGGCCCGCGACGCCCACCUCAACGGCGCCGCCGCGCACGCCGCGGCCGCCGCCCACGCCGCCGCGGCUGGCCACGCCGCCCCCUUGGUCGCCGCCCACGCCGCCCCCUUGGUCACCGCCCACGCCGCCGCUGUGGCCGCCGCCCACGCCGCUCCCCUCGUCGCCGUCGCAGCGCCCACCCUGCCCGCAGCACACGGUCUUCUGGGGGCGCAUGGUGCCGCCCUCGCUCACGGACACCAUUGGUGAAGUGUACCAGUAGUUUAACUUAAUUGAUGUAUCGUCACGUCAUGCCAACUUCAUCUACCUGUCAAGAAGUUGCUAAAAGUGGCGAUGAUGUGCUUUACAUUUUCAUUAAUCACAAAUAAAGCUGUUCUUUAAAGUC